Messenger RNA from Prunus mume (Japanese apricot), 1771 nucleotides. RefSeq names its product putative ubiquitin-conjugating enzyme E2 38. The record is from RefSeq and is a predicted model, not a curated record. Lineage: Eukaryota; Viridiplantae; Streptophyta; Magnoliopsida; Rosales; Rosaceae. Gene Ontology annotation, molecular function: ubiquitin conjugating enzyme activity.
AGUUCCACUCUCACUUUACUACUCUCUCUCUUCGCAUAGAACAAGGACUUCACAACUCUGCAAGGGAUCGUUGUCGUUGUCAGAAGUGAAAUUUGGCAUGGCCUCUUCCGCUUCUGAAGAAGCCCUUCAGGCCUCUUUGCCCAAGAAACUCAAGGAGAAUGAGGGUGCUUUGGUCAGUGAUCCUGGGAACUCAGGUAGUGUAGCAGGUUCAGCAGAUAGCAUUGAUCUCCUCAAGAUUUCAACAUCAGGAUCAUCCAAUUCAAAUGUUGUCAAAACUUCCAAUGGUGUUUCAUCUAAUGACGAUGAUGAUAUGAGCAUUGAAGAUGAUGAUGGUGAUGAUGAUAAUGAAUAUGACUAUGAUGACAAUGAUGACAAUGAUGGUUUUUUGUAUGAUGAUGAUGAUUAUAUGACUCUGCAAUCUCAUUUUGAUAAUGUGAACUUGCCUCCUGGGGUAGAAGCUCCACUGCCCUGGUUGAAUGAUCCUUCACCAAGUGAGAACUUAGCAUCCACUAAGACGUUAACUAUUUCAGAUCUACCACCAUGUAGUUCAACUGUUCCUUCUGAGUCAAGUUCUAGUACGAAACCAGCAGACAGCAUUGAUGACUGUAUCAUUCAAAAUUCUCAACAGUUUAAGCAAUUUGAUAUUGUGGAAGAUUUCUCGGAUCAUCACUAUAGCCGCAUGGGAUUUUCAGAUGAGCAGCCACCCAAGUCUUGGGCAAAGAGAAUUCAGGAAGAGUGGAAAAUUUUGGAGAAGGACUUACCAGACACUAUAUUUGUAAGGGUUUAUGAAGCAAGAAUGGAACUUUUGAGGGCAGUUAUUAUAGGACCUCCAGGGACUCCCUACCAUGACGGUCUUUUUGUCUUUGAUUGUCUCUUCCCCACUAACUAUCCUAAGUCACCACCGAUGGUGUACUACUAUUCAGGUGGUCUUCGAUUAAAUCCAAAUUUGUAUGAAUGUGGGAAAGUUUGUCUCAGUCUCCUAGGCACUUGGAGUGGAAAACAAAAUGAAAACUGGGUCCCAGGGCAAUCAACAAUGCUACAAGUUUUAGUCUCUAUACAAGCUCUUAUUCUGAAUGCAGACCCCUUCUUCAAUGAGCCGGGGUAUGAUACAACAUAUGUUGGAGCAGAAGGGCAAAAGAGGUCCAGGAGCUACAAUGAGGAAGUAUUUAUUUUAUCCCUAAAGACGAUGAUGUAUACACUAAGGAGGCCACCUAAGUAUUUUGAGGACUUUGUCUUGGGUCAUUUUCGCAACCGUGCACAUAAUAUUCUGGCAGCAUGUAAAGCAUAUACUGAGGGCACUUUAGUAGGGUCUGUUAGCGGAGAUGCAGCCCAGAAUGGUGAAAAUAGUGGCUCAAAACAGUUCAAGUCAAGUGUAGCUAGGAUGAUGAAUAUGCUUAUUACAAAUUUCACCAAAAAUGGAUCAACAGAAUGUGAGCAGUUUCGAAUUGGAGCCUAAAUCACAAUUGACUAGCUGACAUGAUGGGACUGGGAAGGUAAUAAGAGCUAAAGAUACAUUGGCAUGGUGAAACAAAUUCCUCGGACAUGCAUAUAGUAUUUGUGUUCCCCAUGUGCUUUUCAAUGCUCUGCUAUUUUGGAAUUGGUUGGUUAAUUUUCAGUAUGUUUUAUGUUUUGGGAUUCCUGGCAUAUGUAAGUAUAAGGUAAUGACUUUGAACGGGACUUGGCUCAUUGCUAUUGUGCUCUAAUUGGAAUGAAUAUGGCCGUAUUAAUAUAUGCUUUAUGCCAAUUCUGGCCAAAACAUUUCUUAUUCCAA